AUGCCAGGUCCGUCGCGAUUACAUCAAGGUGGUUCAGAGUUUGCGAGCCCAAUCACCGGGCAUAAUGUCGACUUAGGCAACAAGUCGCUGACCCGCAGGGACACAGCUCAGACGAUAAAUCACCACAACUAUUAUGGACACUCUACCGCCCCCUUGGAAGAUCAGAGAGAUGAGCAACGCGGAGAGAAGCGAAAAUAUACCGAUGAUCAAGGUUCUAAUCCACCACUUGAAACCCUACUCAAAUCUUUAAGAUUCAUUCAAAUCGAUGCCCGACAUGACAAUAUCAAGAAAGCUCAUGCAAAAACAUGUAAAUGGAUCCUCAAGAGAGCGGAGUACCUCGACUGGCUGAAUCCCAACAAGGUCGAUGAACAUCAUGGCUUUUUGUGGAUCAAAGGAAAGCCUGGGGCAGGGAAGUCCACUUUGAUGAAGUUUAUUCUCGGCAAUGCCCGCAGAAGAAUGAAAGACAAAUUCAUCAUCUCUUUCUUCUUCAAUGCACGAGGAGAACAGUUAGAGAAGUCCACCACUGGCAUGUACAGGUCACUAUUACUUCAAAUGCUACAACAACUUCCAAGGCUCCAUAGUGUGCUCGAUCCUGGGUUGGUCUUAGGGAUCGGCGAGAAUCACGAUUGGAGUGUUGAGGCACUGAGAACACUGUUUGAGCAGACUGUAGAGGGCCUUGGGAACUCUUCUGUGGUUAUGUUCAUUGACGCUCUGGAUGAAUGUAAUGAGUCAGACAUUCGCGCAAUGGUGUCAUCCUUUAAGAGUUUAGGAAGCUUGAGCGUGGCUGAAGGAGUCAGUUUCCAGGUAUGCUUGGCGAGCAGACACUAUCCUCACAUUACGAUGCCAAAGAAAGUUGAGCUAGUUCUUGAGGGACAAGAGGGACAUGAGCAGGACAUUAUUUCUUAUCUUGACAGUGAGUUGGAGAUUGGAGACAGCAAGCUCGCCAACGAAGUUCGUUCGCAGAUCAAAGAAAAAGCGUCAGGUGUGUUUAUGUGGGCUGUUCUUGUAUCUGGCAUUCUGCAACAGAAGUACGAUCAAGGGCGCAUCCACACUUUGAAGCAAACACUUCGGGAGAUACCAGGGGACCUGCACGAGCUAUUUCGAGAUAUUCUUACUCGAGAUGAUGCAAACAAGGAUGAAUUGCUGUUAUGCAUUCAAUGGGUUCUCUUCGCAAGACACCCACUAAAGCCAGAGCAGCUUUAUUUUGCCAUUCGCUCACACAUUGAAUGCGCCACUUGCAAGUGGGAUCGAGAUGAAAUACCGGAAGAUGCCAUUGGCAACUUCAUUCUAAGCUCCUCGAAAGGCCUUGCUGAAGUCACAAGGGUGAAACAGGAUCCAACAGUCCAGUUCAUACACGAGUCAGUCAGAGAUUUCCUUCUUAAGGACAACGGCCUCAGGGUUAUCCUGAUGGAGGCGAGUGGCAAUCUGGGUGCAGAGAGUCACGAUCAGUUGAAGAAGUGUUGCUUUGAGUAUACGAAAUUUUACACGACAGAGCAUGGUGCACUAGCAAACGACUCCAAAGAGCAGCUUGUGGAUGCUCGUGGUACAGCAGACGACGAGUUUCCAUUUCUCAAAUAUGCUGUACAGAAUGUCCUUUAUCAUGCAAAUGCGGCAGAAGAGGGGAAUAUCAGCCAGGCCAGAUUCCUUGAAAUUUUUCCACUUGGAGAAUGGAUUCAGUACAAUAAUGUCUUCCAGGACAAGGAAGUGCGCCGGCAUACUAGCGAAGCCAGCCUUUUAUACCUCUUGGCCGAAUACAACUUUGGGAGCCUUAUCGAGGGGAUUCAAGGGAGCCAGUCCUGCUUUGACAUCGAAGGUGAGCGCUAUGGCGCUCCUAUCCUCGCAGCAAUGGCUACGGGCAGUCGACUGACAGUCUGGAAGCUGCUCAAAAGGGAGACACGCGAUGAGCCGGCAACGUCACUUUUACACUCUUUGUGCAACGAGUACGACGUGGAACAGAAAAGGAAGUCUCGCAUUGGGCGUGACUUUAAAUUUAAACCAAAACGGAGUCUUCUUUACUAUAUCCUACAUGAUGAAGACCUUGUUGUGGCGUCAUUUGCUAUCACUUCCUCCAAAGCCUAUACAAAUAUAGAUUUCAGAACUCAUCGUGGAGAGACAGCAUUCUCAGUUGCCAAUCAGCAAGGUCAUGACUUCUUUGCCACUGUUAAGUUACUCGUUGAUAACGGAGCCGACAUCGAGGUUAGAGAUCUGUUCGGACGGACGCUGCUUUGCCGUGCUGCUCACAGGGGAAAUGCAGCUGCUCUAGCCUACCUACUUCGGAAGGGCGCCAAUAUUGAGCAAACCGACAACCUCGGCGAUACGCCACUCGCCCAUGCUACAAUCCAUUGCAAUAAAGAAUGCAUGAAACAGUUGAUUUCGAAAGGGGCCAAUGUUGCCGUAGUAGAUAUAAGCGGACAGACACUGCUCUUCAAAGCGGCACAAAGUUUAACGGAGUACGAAGCCAAAAUGCAUUUAUUACUUGCUCAGGAUGUGGAUGUUCAGAAGAUUGACGAUGAUGGCUACACAGCACUGACAUGGUCAUUGAAAAAGGGAUGCGCCACGAAAGCAAUUGUGCAGGUCCUGAAAGAACAUGGCAAUAAAAUCGACCAAAUCGACCAUUUGGGAACAACACCAUUGAUGCUGGCUUUGAACUGCCACUUAUCGAUCUUCAAGCAACUGAUAGAUAUGGGCGCCGAGAUUGACUCGGUUGAUAAUAAAGGACAGAGCGCGUUGUUGCGAGCCGUUAAGUUGAAGGCAGAGGAUCAAGCACGCCUUUUAAUAGAGAACGGCGCCUACACCGAUGUCUUUGACACACUCACUAAACGUACAGCUUUGUCAUACGCUGUUACUUCUCGACGUGAUGACAUAUUCUAUGUCAGAGAAGGUCAUCCAGUGGAGGGUCUAAAGUUAGCAGCUCAUCGGAAUCGCUUGCAUCCUGGCAUAGCAGAAGCGCUUCUCAUUGGCGGUGCGGCGGUUGAUGUCACUGAUGUGACUGGUAGGACGCCGUUAUCAUAUGCAGCAGACAAUAGCUUUCCGAGCGCCGAUUUCAUCCGGCUACUGCUUGACCAUGGAGCAGAUGUUAAUAGAGCAGACAAUAGUGGUAGGACCCCACUGUUCUAUGCUGCUUCGUGCGAUGACUUACAAGCUGUGGAUUGUGUGCAACUGCUUGUGGAUCGAGGAGCAAUUCCUGGUAUAGUUGAUCGGACUGGAAAUCCUGCUCUCUCAUAUGCUGCUACUAGCGCUGUUAGGGCCUUACUAUCCAGUUUUCUAUAG
Fusarium redolens is the source of this 3270-nucleotide messenger RNA. RefSeq names its product ankyrin repeat-containing domain protein. Lineage: Eukaryota; Fungi; Ascomycota; Sordariomycetes; Hypocreales; Nectriaceae. Bases 1 to 3270 code for a protein of 1089 amino acids. Gene Ontology annotation, molecular function: protein binding. The transcript is spliced from 2 exons. The record is from RefSeq and is a predicted model, not a curated record.